AUGAAGUUCGGGAAAGAGUUCGCGUCGCAGAUGGUGCCCAAGUGGCAAGAAGCAUACAUGGACUACAGCUACCUCAAGGCUGUCCUGAAAGAUGUCCUCAACAUCAGGAAGCGGGUGCAGACAGUCUCCCCGAAGGCAUCAACCCCGGGAGGCUCCGCAUUGAAGAGGGGGGUCUCCCUGCACCGAGCCUUCAGCGGGAUAACGAGCAGGCACAGGAGGAACCCCAACUCCCCCUUGGCAAGGGGAGGUGACGAGGAAGUCCUCUUUAACUCUGUCAGGGAGAACGGGUCGUCGUCGGGGGCCCGUAAUCAGACUACGUUCCUGAUGUCCUCCGAGGAAGGAGGCGAGUGCGAGCUCGUUUUCUUCAGGAGGCUCAAUGACGAGUUCAACAAAGUGGUCAUGUUAUACCGGAAGAAGGUACAAGAAGUUGUGGAAGAGGCCGAUGAGCUGACCAGGCAGAUGAAUGCUCAUGUUCGAUUUCAGGCCAGGAAUCACGCUGGUGUCUCCGAGCUUGAGCUGCCUCAAGAUUGCACUGCGAAUCUUCUAGGAAGAACGGCAACAAUGGCUGCUAUUCAGGAAGGCGAGAUGAGUGGCGAAGAACAAGUCGAGGGUGAAAGUAGAGGAAGUACAGAGAAUCCAACUAGUCCUUCAGCAGGCAGGGUUGAGGAAAUCGGAGGAGAGAAUGAUGCAGGCAUUUGUCGUGUUUUACCAAAAGCUUCGGCUUCUGAAGAGCUACUGUUUCGUAUUUUUGACAUGCAAAGCUUCCCGAAUCAACUGGCAUUCUCCAAAAUCAUGAAGAAGUACGACAAGAUCGCUUUGAGGAGUGCAUCAAAGCCGUACUUGAAGAUGGUGGACAGUUCUUACCUCGGAAGCUCCGAUGAGGUCAUAUUCAUUGCCUAUGAGAUCACUGAUUGCAGCUUUUUUGGGUGCAUGUUAGCACUUAUAGCGGCUAUUGUAGUGGUAAUUCACACGAGAGAUAUCUUCAAUGGCUCAGGACGUUUCCAGUACACGGACAAGUAUAUGGACAGCAUAUUUCGCCUGUAUAGCUUGUAUGGUUUCAUUGUCCUGCACAUGUUCAUGUAUGCUGGAAACAUAUACUUCUGGAGGCGUUAUCGGAUCAAUUACUCGUUCAUAUUUGGCUUCAAGCAAGGUACAGAAUUGGGUUAUCGAGAAGUCCUCCUCCUCGGUUUUGGACUCGCAAUACUAACGCUAGCUGGUGUGCUAUCAAAUCUUGACAUGGAGAUGGACCCAAAAACUCAAGAAUUCCAAGCUCUCACGGAGAUAGAUCCCCUUGCCUUACUCCUUGCAUGGAUGAUUUCAACUCUCAUUUCAUUUUCUCAGUUUAAGCCAUCGAUAAAAUUACUUAUUGCGAACUUCAAAUCUUAG
This is a messenger RNA of Punica granatum (pomegranate), 1386 nucleotides long. Lineage: Eukaryota; Viridiplantae; Streptophyta; Magnoliopsida; Myrtales; Lythraceae. The record is from RefSeq and is a predicted model, not a curated record.